This is a messenger RNA of Thlaspi arvense, 2199 nucleotides long. NCBI's taxonomy places the organism in Eukaryota, Viridiplantae, Streptophyta, Magnoliopsida, Brassicales, Brassicaceae. The record is from the annotation of a GenBank genome assembly.
AUGAUGCGUGAAUCGCUUCCGAGCGAAGAAGAAGCAGCUACUGAAGUGUAUUUGAGCAGCGUCGUUGAUAAGAAGAAGGAGGAUAUUCUGUGCAGGAGAGAGCAUCUGCGUUUGGGUGAAGGAGACGAGGAAGAAGAAGAAGAAGAAGGAGAGAGACGAGACGGUUCGGUGUUGCUAGCUCAACCUCCUAUGGUGCGAUCGAGAUCUCAGGUAGCCACGAGGCGCGUGACUCCCACGCCGCUCGUGGAUGUUGAGAAGCCGCUUCCGAACGGGGAUCUCUACUUGGGGAGCUUCUCCGGCGGGUUUCCGCACGGAUCCGGGAAGUAUCUUUGGAAAGACGGAUGCAUGUACGAAGGCGACUGGAAGCGAGGGAAAGCUUCAGGGAAAGGCAAAUUCUCAUGGCCGAGCGGAGCGACUUACGAAGGCGAAUUCAGAUCCGGUAGAAUGGAAGGAUUCGGGACUUUCACCGGCGCCGACGGAGAUACUUACCGAGGAACUUGGGUCGCCGAUCGGAAACACGGCCACGGGCAAAAGCGAUACGCCAACGGAGAUUUCUACGAAGGCACCUGGAGGCGGAAUCUACAAGACGGCCGAGGUCGGUACGUGUGGAGAAACGGGAACCAGUACACCGGAGAGUGGCGCAGCGGCGUGAUUUCCGGGAAAGGUUUGCUCGUUUGGCCGAAUGGGAAUCGAUACGAAGGUCAAUGGGAGAACGGAAUCCCUAAAGGAAGCGGAGUGUUCACUUGGGCCGAUGGAAGCACCUGCGUCGGAGCUUGGAAUCAGAGCAACAUCAUGAGGAACUUCUUCAACGGGAUCGAGAAGAAUGAUUUGAUUGUGGCGACGAGGAAGAGAUCUUCCGUUGAUAGUGGAGCUGGGAGCGUGGGAGGGGAGAAGAUUUUCCCGAGAAUCUGUAUAUGGGAAUCUGAUGGAGAAGCUGGGGAUAUCACUUGUGACAUCAUUGAUAAUGUGGAAGCGUCGAUGAUUUACAGAGACAGGAUCUCUGUGGACCGUGACGGGUUUCGCCAGUUUAAGAAGAACCCUUGCUGGUUUAACGGUGAGGCGAAGAAACCUGGAGAGACUAUAUCUAAAGGGCAUAAGAAGUACGAUCUGAUGCUGAAUUUGCAAUUAGGAAUCAGGUAUUCUGUUGGCAAACAUGCGUCGAUUGUUCGAGAUCUCAAACAGACUGAUUUCGAUCCAAAGGAGAAGUUUUGGACAAGGUUUCCGCCGGAAGGUACUAAGACGACGCCGCCGCAUCAGUCAGUUGAUUUCCGGUGGAAGGAUUAUUGCCCUUUGGUGUUCAGCUUCUUUUACCUAACUCAAGAUGAUAGGUUUAUGAUCAAGACCGUGAAGAAAUCGGAAGUCAAGGUGCUUCUAAGAAUGCUUCCAAGCUACUACAAACAUGUCUGCAAAUACGAAAACUCCCUCGUGACUAGAUUCUACGGUGUUCAUUGUGUGAAACCCGUUGGUGGCCAAAAGACUCGGUUUAUCGUCAUGGGAAACUUGUUCUGCUCCGAGUAUAGAAUCCAGAGACGGUUUGACCUCAAAGGUUCUUCCCAUGGACGGAGUACUGCAAAGCCUGAAGGUGAAAUUGAUGAGACCACGACUCUCAAGGACCUUGAUCUUAAUUUUGCUUUCCGUCUUCAGAGAAACUGGUAUCAAGAGCUUAUGAAGCAAAUAAAACGCGACUGUGAGUUCUUGGAAGCCGAGAGAAUAAUGGAUUAUAGCCUUUUAGUUGGUGUUCACUUCCGUGAUGACAACACAGGAGAAAAGAUGGGGCUUUCUCCAUUCGUUUUGAGAUCUGGUAGGAUAGAUUCAUAUCAGAACGAGAAGUUCAUGCGAGGUUGUCGCUUCCUAGAGGCUGAACUUCAAGACAUGGACCGGAUUUUAGCUGGAAGGAAGCCAUCGAUCAGAUUAGGCGCGAACAUGCCAGCAAGAGCGGAACGAAUGGCUCGGAGAAGCGAUUUCGAUCAGUAUACAUCAGGAGGAGGAGCAAAUUAUACAUCUCACGGUGAGAUGUACGAAGUGGUUCUCUACUUUGGAGUCAUUGACAUCUUGCAAGACUACGACAUAACCAAGAAGAUCGAGCAUGCGUAUAAGUCUUUACAAGCCGAUCCUUCUUCAAUCUCAGCCGUUGAUCCUAAACUCUAUUCCAAGAGGUUCAGAGAUUUCAUCAGUAGGAUCUUCAUCGAAGACGGCUAG